Molecule: messenger RNA, 1041 nt
Organism: Arthroderma uncinatum
Lineage: Eukaryota; Fungi; Ascomycota; Eurotiomycetes; Onygenales; Arthrodermataceae
Product: quinone oxidoreductase
Exons: 2
Coding region: 1-1041 (346 amino acids)
Cellular component (GO): mitochondrion
Molecular function (GO): oxidoreductase activity; zinc ion binding
Source: RefSeq, a predicted model, not a curated record
AUGCGCGCAAUUCAGGUUACGGAAUAUGUCAAGGACCCUCUUGACCUGACAGUAUCAGAGUUGCCUACCCCGUCUCCAUGCGCGGAUAAAUACCUGAUCAGAAUCCACGCCGCGGGGACCAACUUCUUCGACCUACUCCAAAUACAAGGGAAAUACCAGCAUCAACCACCACUCCCAUGGAUCUCUGGCAUGGAAUUUGCUGGAAUUGUCCUCAGCACCCCUAGCGCCAGCAAGAAUCCAAGGUUUGCCGUUGGAGACCGUGUAUUCGGGGCCACGCAAGGCGCGUAUGCCACCCAUAUCUUAUCCGCCGAGGCCUCACUAUUCCCACUGCCUCAUGGCUGGAGUUUUGACGACGCUGCAGGACUCUUCGUUACGGCUCCCACAUCAUAUGGCGGUCUAGUCCAUAGAGCAAACGUGCAGCAGGGAGAUUGGGUUCUUGUGCAUGCCGCGGCGGGCGGAGUCGGGCUCGCAGCUGUCCAAAUUGCCAAGGCUAAGGGUGCUACGGUCAUUGCUACAGCGGGCACUGAUAGGAAGAGACAAGUUGCGCGGGAUUUCGGGGCUGAUUAUACGAUCGACUACACGGAUGCAAAGUGGCCGGAGGCAGUGAAGAAGCUGUGUGCCGAGAACAGGUCCGGUAACGGCAAGGCUGGCGUGGAUAUCGUAUAUGACCCAGUUGGCAUGAUUGAACAGAGCCUGAAAUGCGUGGCAUGGAAUGCUCGGUUGUUGGUGAUUGGUUUCGCGGCGGGGAAGAUCGAGAAGGUAGCGCUCAACCGGGUGUUGUUGAAAAACGUGAGUAUCGUGGGUCUUCACUGGGGACAGUAUGCUACCUUUGAGAAGGAGACGACGGUGUCCGUUUGGAACGGGAUAUUCGAUCUGAUCAGGCAAGGCAAGUUCAGGGGCACUAGCUUCACGGAUGAGACGUUUGUGGGCUUAGAGUCUAUUCCCAGGGCGUUGAAGGCGCUCGGAGGGAGGGAGACCUGGGGUAAGGUUGUGGUGCAGAUUCCCGACGACAAAAGUCCCGGUAAAGAUAGUAAGCUAUGA